Molecule: messenger RNA, 3163 nt
Organism: Panicum virgatum (switchgrass)
Lineage: Eukaryota; Viridiplantae; Streptophyta; Magnoliopsida; Poales; Poaceae
Product: TBC1 domain family member 5 homolog A-like
Exons: 5
Coding region: 968-2911 (647 amino acids)
Biological process (GO): activation of GTPase activity
Molecular function (GO): GTPase activator activity
Source: RefSeq, a predicted model, not a curated record
UUCCAUUUCUUGUUGCGUUCCACCACGGAGAAGCUUCAUCCGUUUCUUGAAAUGUUUAGCUACUCGGCAAAUCUUUUUUCUUUUUGGACCUAAUUUUCUUGGAUCGAUCUAUCUUAGACUCUGAUCUUAAGAAUCCUUGUUUCUUGAGAUACCAAAAAUGCGAUGCGAUGCCACUGUUCUGUUUAUCUUUCUUGCAUUUUGUGUUUUGUUGGAUUCAAUGUUAACAAACUAGCAAGCGAUUGGAAAUACUGGAUUGUAACUAGUGCACUCUCCUGCAAGUGAAACAAGCUUAUGGCUUGGAUAUGCUGAUCAAGUAAUAAAAAAUGCAAAUUAUCAGGAACCGGAUGAUCUUUGUUGUUACUGCUUUUUAGUAUGGGGUAAAAGAUGCAAAUAUUGUUAGGCCUCAGGUCUUUUGACUCUUGAGCUUCAAUUGCUGUUUGAUGCAGAUAUGCUAAUCUGCGGAGAAGGCUAUUAAUAGAUCCCCAUCUUUCCAAGGAUGAAGCAGGUGCCCCUGACUUGAUUGUGGAGAAUCCACUGUCACAGAACCCAGAUUAGACUGUUACAUAAGAUGUUCAAGCGCACUUUGCCAGCACAACUGUUGCAUAAGAUAUUCAAGGGACUUUGUUUUUUGAGGGAAGAUAUUCAAGGGACUUUGCCAGCCUCAUAAUGUUUAAUGCAUUGAGAUUUUGUAAGAGUUAUGCACUAUUCAUGCUAGAGUAAGAGAUGAGUUGCAGUGUGCGGAGAAGACAAUGAGAUGUUAUAUACAGUAUUCUUUUACUUAAAGUGGAGGGGAUGCAGGCAGAAACGUUUCUGUUGCACUUUCAUCUCAACGGAUAAUAGACUAGUUACAACCAACAGAAACACACUAUUAUUUUCCCAUCAGUCAGACAUUUUCUUGAUUCAGCAUUCAAUACUAUAGCAAUACAGCACUUGGGGUCAAUAUUUCAGGAAUGCGGAGCUUGAGAAAAUGCUUAAUCAAGAUCUAUCACGGCUGUAUCCUGAACUGGGGGACUUCUUCCAAACAAGCGCAUGUCAGUCUAUGCUUGGACGUAUAUUGUUAGUAUGGAGCCUUAGAUACCCAGAGUUUGGUUACAGACAAGGAAUGCAUGAACUCUUAGCUCCUCUUCUCUAUGUCCUUCAUGCUGAUGUGCAGCACUUCAAACAAGUCAGGGACCUUCAUGAAGAGCUUCUGGAUGAUGAUUUUGAUGGUCAAACUUUUCCAGAUCGGUCAAAGCUGAACAGAAGUGACAGGAAAAACAAUGUUGAGGGUAGAACAUCUAAAAUUAGAAGUUUGGCCGACCUUGAUCCUGAUACUAGGGAUCUGUUCUUGAUAAAUGAUGCAUACGGAGCAGAGGGCGAGCUGGGCAUUAUUUUAUCAGAAAAAUUUAUGGAGCAUGAUGCGUACUCUAUGUUUGAGAAUUUGAUGAAUGGUGCCCAAGGAGUGGUUGCUAUCACUGACUUCUAUUCUCUCAGUCCUGCACCAGAAUCAAGCACUGGUUCAACACCUGUAAGGGAGGCAUCAUCUGCAAUAUAUCACUUGCUUGCUAGUGUGGAUUCCUCUCUUCAUAGUCACCUUGUGGAAUUGGGGGUGGAACCUCAAUACUUUGCAUUGCGAUGGCUCCGUGUCCUAUUUGGUCGUGAAUUUUCACUUGACAAUCUUCUGUUUAUUUGGGAUGAAAUAUUCUCUUCUCCUAACCAUUCAUAUUCUACCGACAUCAGUACGACUGACUAUCAGUUUAAAGUCUUAAGUUCUCCUCGUGGGGCACUGAUUUUGUCAAUGGCAGUCUCAAUGAUGCUUCAUCUCAGAUCCUCCUUGUUAGGGAGUGAACAUGCCACUUCUUGCCUAGUGAGGUUGUUAAAUUUUCCAGAAGAUAUUGACUUAAAGACAUUAAUUGAGAAAGCCACGAUACUGCAAUCUCUUGCCCUUGAAGCAAAUCUUCCUUCAUCUUCUGUGAGAGGAAAAUCUCUCUUGACUACACCCAACUACUGGGAAGAGACAUGGAAGAUUCUCCAAUCAUCAAUAGACCAAAAGGGUGGUGAUGUCUUCAAGAUGAAGGGAAGGGGCUUCUUGAGAAGAAGCUUGUCUAACACUAACACUGAAUCAAAUGUUUCCAGAAGCAAGGCUGCUAAUUCUGAAAACAACAAUUUUACUUCAACGGCUAGGCAGCCUACUAUUGAUGAACUUCGCAAUACUAAUGUAGUUCCUGCAAAGCUCAUAAAUAGUGUGCCACACAUUCCUAUAGAAGAACAAAAGGAUCAUAUUGGUCAAAGUAUUUCAGAGGCUAUUGGGAGUAAUCCAAAGAAUGCUCAUGAGACAGGCCAGCGUGAUGGUUACUGCUCAACUUCAGGUGAAAUUAAGGAUUCUCUUGGAGCAGCCAGUGGGUAUUUAUCGAGGAGCAGUAGCACCUCUUUGUCAUGUGGUACUGAAUACGAUCGUGAUACCCAUCAUAUGGAAGAACCAUGUGUUCCCUGUGAUGACAAUGUGGUUAAUGAGCCUUAUCCACACUCCGGGUGCAGAGAUAGAACUGAUGAAGCAGCAACCACAAUGAAUCGAACAUCUGGAAUAGUGGAUAGUCAUCCAGUUCAACAGGAAAGACUCUGUUCUGGUGAUGGAAAGUUGAAAAUAAAAUAUGACCAAAAUCCCACUAUGGCUGAAGGUGGCCAAAAGGAAACAUUGGUAAUACGUUCGAUUUCAAAUACGGCUGAUAAAGAGUUAACCAGAACAUUAAGAUAUCUCGGUGAAUCAAUGGUUGAGAACAUUCAGGCUAUCGAGUUGCUAUUUCAACCCAGUUCACUCUCAACUUCGGUGGAAAAACUUGAGAAAUCUAUGUCUAGAAGCACAGAGCAAGCUAAGGCGGUAGCAGCUCUAAAAGAACUAAGGAAGAUCAGUGACCAUCUACGUCAAAUCUAACCAGUACAGCUAUACAUAUUUUUUCUUCUCUAUAUAUACGGUUUUAUAGUUUCUAUACAUAUCUACAUUUGAUAAUGGAUUUGAUGUAACAUGCCAACAGUGUAUAACCAUCUGAUUGAUUGGUAGAUAGUAGUUUGUAAGAUAAAUCCUAAUUGUACAUCUGAACAGCUGUUUGAUGGUUGCGAAGUUAAGGCUGAAUAUAUAUUUUUUUGGCUUGUGACCCAAUAAUAAAUCUGCAAAGUUUAUUCCAAA